Messenger RNA from Linum tenue, 2245 nucleotides. The record is from the annotation of a GenBank genome assembly. Lineage: Eukaryota; Viridiplantae; Streptophyta; Magnoliopsida; Malpighiales; Linaceae.
CUUUCCCUUUUCUCACUCUCUCACCCCCUCUGUGUCGCCAAGUAGCAAAGAAAUAGGAGCUGGCGCAUAUUGUUUUGCCCCAUUUCAUUUCCCCCCUUUCUCCUUCACACGGUCUCUCGGCUCUGCUUUUCUUCCCUGUUUGUGCCUUUUCGGCCCUGUUUCAGUUUCAGUUGCUGCUAUUAGUAGCAAAGUAUAAAUCAAUUUUCGUUUCUGUUUGGUUUUUGGAACAGUAUUCCUCUGUUCUGUUCUCAGUUGGGUGGUUUUCUUUUCUCCUUUUGCAAUGGGUCUAAGCGGGGGUAUCUUUUGGUCCUUGAGCUGAGUGGUAGAGGCAAAAGCAAGAAAAGCUUUGGGGGGGCGAAAUUCCGUGGCCACCGUUUGAAAAUCCGAUGUUGGGUUUUCUUUUUGGGUCUCCAAUUGCUUCCUUUUGGUGGUUCGGAUCCGAGAUGUGGACUAGGGUUUAUGCCUAUUCUAUGUGAUAACUAUUCACGAGAUCUGCUUUUUUCUUUGGUGCUCUGUGUUUCCUUUCUACUCUGGCUGUGGCUGUGGCUGUGGCUGUGGCUGUGGGAGAGGCUGUUAGUUGAUUGGGUUCUCUUCAGUUUCUUUUCUCUCUCCGCCCUUGGAUUUUGGAAAGCUGGAGACUUUUCCAGAUUCCUCAACUUAGUGCUGAUGUGAGAACAAGAGAGAAAGAAAGGAAAGGCCACUGAGCUGAGAGGAGGAUUCCAUUCAGCCAAAUACGAAAAAAAGAAAAGAAGGCUUGCUUCCCUUGUCAAUUUGAUGCUCUUUGGUCAUAAAAAUUCCCUUCCCUUGCCUUCCCCUCCCACCCACUACCUUCUUCCUCAGCAUUUUCCCAUCUGGGGUUUUUGCAACGGCUGCUCUUUGGGAAUUCAAUUCACCCACUCCCUUUCUCUCAAGAAAUAAAGGCCAAUCCAUGAGCAGCAGGGGAAUCGAAAUCCUGUCUCCCUCUUCCUACCUCCACAACUCGAGCUGGCUGUUCCAGGAGAGCAAAGUGACUCGAUGGACGGCGGAAGAGAACAAGCGGUUCGAGAACGCUCUGGCCCUCUACGACAAAGACACCCCCGAUCGGUGGGCCAAAGUCGCCGCCAUGAUCCCGGGGAAGACCGUCGGCGACGUCAUCAAACAGUACAGAGAACUGGAAGAAGACGUCAGCGACAUCGAGGCAGGGCUCAUCCCCGUCCCGGGGUACGAAGCUGCGGUGGACGCCUUCACUCUGGACUGGGUGAAUAGUCAGAGCUACGACGAUCUCAAGCACUUCUACUGCCCCGGCGCCACCAAGAGGGGCGGCGGUCGCCCUUCCGACCACGAAAGGAAGAAAGGCGUCCCCUGGACGGAGGAAGAGCACAGGCAAUUUCUGCUGGGGCUGCAGAGGUACGGGAAGGGAGAUUGGAGGAACAUAUCGAGGAACUUCGUGACGACUCGGACGCCGACGCAAGUGGCGAGUCAUGCCCAGAAAUAUUUCAUUCGGCAGAGCACGGGAGGGAAAGACAAGAGGCGAUCUAGCAUACAUGAUAUCACCACCGUCAAUCUCCCUCACCCUCACGACACCAACAACAACAUCAUCAAGUCAUCAUCUGCUACGACUCUGUCGCCGUCGUCGCCGGACCAUUCGACAACCACCGCCCAAUCACCACCGGCGGGGGCAGCGGGGAAAGGGUUCAUUCUGGACUGGAAUUCGCGAGGCAGCAACAACAACAACAACGGCGAAGUAACAGAGGGGAGUGUUGCGGAUCCGCUAGCGACUGGGUUCAAUAACAUUAACAGUAAUAAUAAUGUGGUGAAUUUGUGUGGGAUGUCAACGUACGGAGGAAGCAGGGUGGUGCAAGAGCAGAAGGAUUUGAUGAUGAUGCAACUUGGGGCGUACGGUGGAUUGGUUUAUCAGAUGCAGUCGCUGCAGCAUCAGUAGGAGUUGUUGUUGUUGUUGUUGUAGCAGUAUUUAGUGUGAAUUUCCCAAUUUACAGGAGGAGGAAGCUCCUGAUGAUAUUGAUUGAGGAGGGUGUUCAACUUCAAUGUGUGCAUAUAUCAAAAAGGAAAAGUUUGGAGAAUGAUAGAGCCCGUUCGUAAAUUAAUUACUAGGAGUUUUUAUUUUUGUUUCUUUUUUCCGAGCUUUCUCUUUUUUGGAUUUUGGUGUUGUGAUUCCCCAUAUUAUUCGUAAAAGUCUGUGAAUCAUUGCAGUGAAAGGGAGACGCUUUCCUUUGUGCAAAGCUUGACCAUCUUUUUUGUGUCUCGG